CGGGCGUGAAGACCUCGCGCGAGUGAAGCAAUGCAGCGCCAAUGCAACGGUUCGCCAGAUCCCGCUGCAUUGACUCAUGACCGGCCAUCGCGGAGGUGGAUCUGUCGGAGAAGAAGACUGUGGCGUGGGGCGUUGGUGGCUGCAUCGGCAGCGCUGAUAUGGGGGAGGGCAGCACACGCCAUCGACUACAGCAACGACCGGUGCAGGCUGACCAACGCAUCGUUCCUUACCAAUGACGAGCUGGUGAGUUGUGCUCUGCUUCAUUGAUUCAUUCAUUGAUUCACUGACCUGUACUGUGUGUUGGUGGGGCUUUUUGCAUGCUGCAGUUUUGGUACGAUUCGAAGGAGGGGCGGGUUAAGCCCAGAUGUGAGAGCUGCUUUCCUCUUGAAGUCACCGGUGAGCGAUGGGGCGACGCACGAGGGGUGGGCUUCCGUUCUCUCAUCCGUGUGUGUGUGUCUGCCUACAUUGCAGCCACGCAGCUCUGCCUUACCGAUUGCUUCUUUCCAUACCAAAAGUGAGUGAGUGAGGCGGAUGCCACAAAUGAGCUAAUGACCAUAUCUGCCGGUGUUGUAUGUGUGUGCGUCAUUCCCUCAGUGGCACACACGACUUUGACAGUGUGGUUGACACGCUGUUCCGACUGCCCUGGGAGCACCUGGUGCAGCCGCCAUUCGCCAACGUGACUCUGGCCAACCCAACAUUCAUCGUCGGUAAGUGAGAAGGACCGUCCUGCACACAAAGACUGUGUGUGAUUCUGUUUGUGUGCAGGUUAUGGCCCUCCCGGCAGCGGCAAGAGCCACAUAGUAGAGUGGCUGUCGUAUCUGGCGCCUGAGCUGCAGGUGACCCGGGACAACACGAUGGACGGCAACAUCGACAGUGAGCAGUGUGUGGGGACCAGACCCACAGUGCCCGAGCAGACACGCACACCCCACAUGUGUGUCUGCUCUCUCAGUGGUGUUUCAGUCGCUUCGUCAGUUCCGCGUCGAGUACGAGAGCAUGAGCCAGGCGUGUGCCAACUGCACGUGCACCACAGACGAGCUCCUGGGCUUCAGACAGAGACUGUAAGCUACACUCGCUGUCCACACAGCUACCAGCCGGAGAAUUGCUGUGUGUGCAUGUGGCAUCAAUGUGGCAUCAGGUACUCGGUGUACCGUUAUUUUUCUGACCAAGUCAACGACGAGUUGCUCUACCUCAGCACGCUCGAAAGGUUUCAGCCGGAUUCCUUUCACAUAACACGACAGGCACACAUGCGCGAAGGACGCUGAGCACUUUUGUCUGCCUGCCUGCCCCUCUGGUGUCAGGUUGAACAUAUACUGGGAGACGACCGGCUGGGCCACGACAUGGACUCUGCCGAUUGUCGAGAAGAUGAAGCGCUGGGGGUACAGAGUAGUUGUCGUAUACCCACUGGUGAGGCAAGCAAUCACAUACCCACCCAAGAGGCACUCACUGACCUUGCCACCUGCUCGCUACGCCUGCAGGCUUUCACCCAUCAGCUGCAGCAACGUGCUUCAAAGCGGGAGAAAGAGAAAGGUCACCACACUACACAUACAUUUCUCCGUCCAUCGAUCACAUGCGUCGCUCUCUGCAUUCGUGGACGCAGGUCAGAUCCUGAACUAUCCUGUGUCCAUUGCGCGCAACGCCGAGCGGGCCACGAGCAACUUUCUGCUGCUCGGGGCGAGCCCGAACGACACCACGCUUGACGUGACCGGCCGGCGGGUGCUCAAGGGUGCAGACAGGCUGCUGCUGGUCGACAACAGCGGUAGGAAGACCAGCAGGCGGCCCCUCAUAUUCGACCGUCGGUGCGACACCGGCAUUAGUGUGUCGGGAGAGGCCAAAUUCGAAUGCUUGUAAGAUACGGAAAGGGCAGAUCUGACGGACCAUUGCUCUCUGUGUGUGCCAGCACGACCUGCAAUCCAUCGUUCUGCGACCGGCUUGACGUGUGGCUCGGUGCUGGUGGCAUUUCUGCGGCUGAAGAGGAUGGUGGCAUGAGCGGCAUUGAAAAGCAGAUGAUUGAGUGCUGCACAGCCGACUGGCGGGCGAGGGAGUGCGCGAGGCGGCUUGCUGGCAAAGUGCUGGCAACAUACAGUGACGAAGAGAUCAUACAGGCACGCCCAUGCACGCUAGGCGAAAACAUGCGCACGCAUCUCAUCUCUGCCACGUGUGUUCUGUCAGCUGCGGUCGCUGGGUCGCAUGCCAUGGGACAGUCGGCUGGCGCGCGAUGCCUUCCGGCUGAUCCACGUGCCGUCCGACCAGCCCAUCAGCAUUCCGCAGCGUUGCGUGGCCGAGGCGCACACCCUGCACGCCAACCAAGUGCUCCAUGCCUACAUCAUCCAGCAGCUCAAGCAGACGCAACAAACAACCGAUCUUCAGAAACACGUCCAAGUGAGCCACGGGGGCGUCUGUACCAAUGCACUUAAGCCGAUGCGUCUUCUCUUGUGUUGUAUUGUCGACUGGACUGAUGGGCUGACAGGAGGUGAUCGACGCGCAGGAGCAGCUCGCCUUUGAGGGCUAUGCGGCCAGGUGUGCACUGAUGGCGAAUGCGCACAUGACGCUGCAAGAGACCUUCUCGAUCGUCGAAGAGGUGAGUGACACACAAAAAUGUCCCUUGUUCGUCUCGUCACAUCCACUGGUCUCUCUCUCCCUCUCUCUCUGUGGUGGGCGCAGGUGCUGCAUUUGGAGAAGGGCAUGCAGUUCUACUGGACAAAGGACAGGCAACUGUGCGCCCUACGCCGCUACCCGUCCCCCUCCCUCCCCCCCCACCAUUUCUCGGGACUCGGCCCUCCUCGUCCCCCGCCAAACAGCCGCCAGCAUCAUCACAACAACACGACAACAACAGCCGCCCUCGGUCACCCCCAGUUCUUCAAGUCGAAUCUCUGCGUGUCUGUGAUGCCCUUCAACACGCCAUGUGGCCUGCCCGGCCUCCAGGACGGCCGCCACAAAUGCUGGAUGAUCGCUCUACGGGAGCGUGUCAACGUGACGGCCAGCAGCCGGUUGGGCGGUGACGGUCAUUACUCGAUGGACGACCAUCUUGAGAGGAGAUGUCGUGAGGCUCUUGGAGUGCCGUCCUGCCAGCACUGGGAGUUCCGAGAGACCAGCAGCAGCAGCAGCAGCGGCAGCGGCAGCCGUCAGCAAAUGCACACAGACGGGCGGCAAAGGGAGACCAUCCGACGGCUCUAUCUCAAAGGCAGCAACAUGGUCUUCUCGAUGGUAUUCCCCACCCCCCGGAAUGUAUUCUGACACGCGUGAGCGCCUGUGUGUGCAGGUGGGCGGCAGCGUGACCAGUCGCUCGCCGGAGGACAUUGCGCGUGAGGUGGCCACGGACAGGGGGCGGCCGUCGAUCACGGAGGAGGUGCGGGACGGAGUGCGCGUGGGCCGGAGGAAGCUGUCCAUCCUGGCGCCUGAGUGGACUGGCGCCGACUCGUCGAUGGACGACCCUCAGUCACUAUCAGGUGAGUCAAGACACCGUCACGCCAUUGCGGUGUGUGUGUGAGUGUUGUGGAUUGUGUCGUCGACGAAUGCAGACAGCCGCGCCCGCCUCUUGUCGCUCUACAGCAGCGACAUCAACGAGUGCCGGUCAGCGCAGUGCCACGCACCCACCUGCCAAUCUGUUGUCCUUUCCAUCGGUGUACUUCUCUGUCUGUCUGUGUGUGUGUUGGUGCUGCGGUAGCGAUGUAUGGGAUAAGCGUCGCGGCAAACCCACAGACGCGUUGUCGGAUCCCUUCACUGCAGCAUUUCGAGGCGAAAUGGACAGAAAAGGUCAGCCACACAAGGACCAGUCAGAUAAGCGCAUCUCGGUCAUCACUUGGCCUCCCAUCACGGCUGCAGUUCCCCGCUCGCCACUGCACUCGGCAGACGUGAGCAUGCGACUGGCUGCCGUGCAUGAGCAUCCGAGGUUGCCGGCGGCCAUCGAUGGUGCAGGGGAGGGUGCAUGGGGCGUGGGGAUGUGGAGGUCGCUUGCUGAGCAGCUCAGGCUAUUCGCUUGAGUGAGUGAAUGGGAGGGAUCGAUGCUCUGUCUGUGUAAGGUUGUCAGUGCGUGCAUGUGUGUGCACUGCAACAUGAGACAUAGGACAUAUAGACAGACAGACACAUUCAUGCCCUGACGUCUGCGCUGUGCAGCUGCUGCGAUGAUCCGUCCAUCCGUCCAUCG
Vitrella brassicaformis is the source of this 4144-nucleotide messenger RNA. Lineage: Eukaryota; Vitrellaceae. The record is from the annotation of a GenBank genome assembly.